This is a messenger RNA of Closterium sp. Yama58-4, 549 nucleotides long. Lineage: Eukaryota; Viridiplantae; Streptophyta; Zygnematophyceae; Desmidiales; Closteriaceae. The record is from the annotation of a GenBank genome assembly.
AUGUCGUCAGCAACAGAGACUCCCGCAGAUGUCCAGCCUCCUCGAAACCUGUCCGCUAACCCGGAAUUGGGUCCCCUAUCGUCCAAGAUACUGCCUCACCUGUUCAAACUGUAUGGCUGCACCGCAAGAGACGAGGAUUUUCAAAUUUACUCUCCAUAUGCAAAGUUCGACGAUCCACUGAUGUCAGCUCAUGGGUUGAAUCAGAUCAAGUCGGCAUUUUACUCCAUGCAAGUGCUUUUCCAAGAGGGGAGAAUUGUGGAGUACACUUUGGAAGAGACAUCAACAGGAGAUGGCUCAGGACUAGUGGUCAUGGACAAUAAGCAGAAUUACAAGGUUUGGGGCAGACCUUUUGAUGUCGACUCAAGAAUCCAACUCAAGGUUGAAGGAGGGAAGGUGGUCCACCAUGAAGAUCUGUGGAACAAGAAGCCUUUGUGGUCGGAUCCUUCAAAUGGCUUUUUUGGAUGGCUGGGCUACGCUUGGAGACGAAGUGCGAUGAUUACAACAGAUGUGCUUAUGGGGAGGGGAAAGGAUCCAAAAGGGAAGGCGUAA